Molecule: messenger RNA, 3444 nt
Organism: Paramecium tetraurelia
Lineage: Eukaryota; Ciliophora; Oligohymenophorea; Peniculida; Parameciidae
Exons: 4
Molecular function (GO): protein binding
Source: RefSeq, a predicted model, not a curated record
AUGUCAUCGAAAAAAGAAUACGGAAUAGAGGAGCACAUAUAUGAAACUCUGCUUGAUUUAUAUAAGUUAGAGUGCAGUGAAGCCUUCAGAUUUCCAGUUGAUAUUCAUCUAUUUAAAUGCCCUGAUUAUUAUUAAAUUAUAACAGAUCCAAUGGAUCUUAGUACAUUGACUACUAAAUAUAAGGAUGGUGCGUAUAGGACAUUCAAUGAAAUCAAAGAAUAGAUUGAUAAAAUUAUUAAAAACUGUAGGAAAUUCAAUACCGAUCCUAAUCACACAAUAUUAAAAACUUGCUCUAAAUUUGAGCAAUGCUUUAAUACAAGGUGGAAUAAAUUGAAUGAAAUAAGGAUUCAAUUAGGAAUACCAGAUGAUUAUUAAUUAAAAGUAGAAAUGAAUAAAUUAGAUUCAAUUGAAUAAAGAAAAAAUAAAAAAAAAGAACCUGCUUCAUUAAAAGAAGAUUAGGUUGGUAGAAAACCCCGUUUACCCAAAAAUGAGAUUAAAACUUACAAUAAUAAUAACCAAUUUACAUUCCUUAAACCAUAGAAUGAUUUCGUAGUCAAUAAAUUUAAAAUAAAAUCUUCAUCAAUCCAAGAUGAUGAUCAACCCUACAUUGAUUCAAACACAAGUUUAAAAAAUGAAUCGUAAAACUUCCAAGAAAAUCAGUUUGAAAGCAAAAUUUAGAAAAAGGAACUCAUUGAACCACCUCCACCUACAUCAUUUAAAGUUUCUAUAUCUAGAAUGACAUCAAAUGAUAUAAGCUAAAGCCAAGAGAAAAUAAAAGAGACACCUCCAGCCUAAUUCAACACUUUUGAUACUCUCUAAAGACAGGAUUCGACUAAAUCGACACUCUCAUUCAAAAUUCCAAUCCCUAAAUUGAACCCACCUCAAUAAGAUACAAUAAAAGAAACACCUGAUUUCUAAACGCCAAUUACUGCUAAACCUAUUUCAACACAAUAGCAAUAAAUUCCUAAAUAAGUUCCAAUGCCAUAGAUUAAUCAAUCUAUUAUAACAGAUACUUAGAAUGAAUAAUAAUAACCAAAACCGCAAAUCUCUACUCAAUAAUUACCACCAUAAUUACCUUAAUAAUCUAUAAAUUAAUAGUCUAAUUCUUAUUUGCAAUCGUAGCCAUAAGUUCAAUAAUAGCCAUAAUUAGGAUCAAUAUAAAAAUAAUUAGAACAACCAUAAUUAUAAUAACAAUAAUAAACAUAACAAUAAUAAUAUACAUAACAAUAAUCUUCAUAAUUAUAAUAGCCAUAAUAGUAAUAAUAAUAAAAUUAGGUUUAAAUAUAAAAAUAAUAAUAAUCAUCAAUUUAACCAUAAAUCAAUGAUGAUUACAAAACAAUACCUAAAAAACCUGAAAUAAAAAAAGAAUAGAGUGAAAUUGGAUAGUAAAAUUCUUAUGCAUAAUUGGAGCCUCAGCAAUAGGAAGUAUUACCUAAGAUCAGCAUUAAUUUUAACAAUUCAAAUAAAAUUACAUAACCAGAAUCUAAACCUCAGCCAUAUGAAACAAAGAUUACUAUACCUAAAUAACAACCUUAAUAGUUAAUUAAUAUUUCAAGUUCAUAAGCUUCUUAAUAAAAAAUUGAAAAAUCAAUUCCUAUUAUAAAAGGAAUGACACAAAAAAUAGAGACUCCAAACACUCCUAAAGGAAAGAGAAAAAUUAUUGAUUCUGAUGAUUCAUAAGAUUCAAGCAAAAUAGAAUAAAUCCCUAUCAUUAAAAAGCCUAGCGAGAAAAAAGUUGAGUUUAAUGAAACCCCUCUUUAGCAUAGCAUAUCAGGGCCUUCAUCAGAAAAAAAAAUGUAGAAUUUAGGUUCCCAUCCCUUUUCUUUAAAUGAUUAAGACAACAAAGUACAACCAAAGGAGAAUUAACCUAUUAAACUUGCUCCCACAACUCCACCAGCUAUAGCCAUAUAACCUCCUUAAAAAGUUGAGGCUCCUCCAUCCAAAUAUGUAUUUAAAAUAGAUGUCAAUGCUAUUCAAAAAUCAGAAAGUGAUCAUAAUUAGAAAAAAAUAGAAAAAAACAAAAAAUAUGCUUAAAAAAUAAUGUCUGUUCUUAAAAAGCAUAUAAUGGCGAGACAACCAAACAUUGAAAUACUGAAUAGAUGUUUGGAUGUCCCUUCAAAAACUACUCUAAAUAUGAUUCUCAUGUGGUUAAAACAAGAGUUUGACAAGAUUCCUUUUUAAGAAUAUAUAACAAUUGCAAAAUUUGUUGAAUUGGCUUAUCAAAGCAUUCAAAAAUUCAAAUGCGAAGAGGAACCACAAAAUGAAUAGUUACUUUAGCAGUAUUUUAAUAGAGAAAAAGAAUAAGAGCAAAAUCGCCAAAAAAAAAUAGAAUAGGAAAUUAAAGUAUAGCAAGAACCAAUAAUCCUAGAAAAAAUUGAUAUAGAAUUGCUAUCUAAAUCAUUAAGAAUUAGAUCAAAAAAAAAAAAGGUCAACGAUAAGGAGAAGAAAGAAAAAGAUAAUGACAAAUAAAAAGAUGGCGACAAGUAACAGUAAAGGCCUGUCCUACAUUAAUAACAGGAGAUUUCAAGUUUUGCUUUAGAAAAUCCAAAGAAGAUGAAAUUAGAUUAAAAAUAACCAUAUAUCGAAGAUAUUGAUGAUUAUUUUGAAGAAUAGACUCAAGGUUAGGAUUGGUGGAAAAUUUUAGAAUAGAAAUAGAAUGAAUGUAAAGCAAUAGAAGAAGAAAAAAAAGAAAAGGAAGAUUAAGAACAGGAAGAAGCAUUCUUCAUCAGAACAUUAGAUUAAGUCAGAGUAAAUUAUACUCUUAAUUUGGGUGAAAAAAAUGGAGUUGGUUUGUAUCCUACAAUUGUUGUAGAGAAGAUGUUCUUCUUUCUAUUAAAUCAAUAAUCAACCUAUUUUAGAUAAAAUAAAAACUCACUUACAAAUUUCUUUAAAAAAUUAAAAGAAAAUUAAAUAGAAAAGAAAAAUGAUUUUUAUCAAUAAUUUAGUAAAUACAAUUAUUAUGUUGAUGAGAAUCACACUCAACUAAUGGAUUUAUAUUAGAUUGAUAAUUAUGCUGAAAUCUAAGUCAAACUAACAUUGAAAGAUGAUGGAGAUUUUGAUCCUUUUUAAUUAGAAAACAAGUUAAUAAUUAAUUUGGGGAUUAACAAUCUUUUAAGCUGUACAACUAAACAUAAUUUUAUAAAUUACUCUUCUAUUAACAAGCAAUUUUAAUUAAAAUUAGCUUAAUACCCACAAUCAAUAAGCGAAACUAUUUUGCUCUCAAAACUAUAUGAGAUGAAUGAAGUCUUUGUGGAAAGUCUGGAAACUACAACAAUGAAUGACAAUGGAGGAUGCGGUGUGUUCCUAUGGAAUCAAAAGAAAUAAGCAUUAAAUUAAGAAUACUAAUAUUCAUGUCAUUUAUAGAUAUAAGUGCCUUUUACUUGCAUCUAAGACUUAUGCUUAAGCUUAAAUGAUACAGUUAUCCUUAAUGGACAAUAAUUAUGA